Messenger RNA from Lycium barbarum (goji berry), 3221 nucleotides. RefSeq lists its product as uncharacterized. The transcript is spliced from 2 exons. The record is from RefSeq and is a predicted model, not a curated record. NCBI's taxonomy places the organism in Eukaryota, Viridiplantae, Streptophyta, Magnoliopsida, Solanales, Solanaceae. The coding region runs from base 2215 to 3024 and encodes 269 amino acids.
UUAUUAAUGGAGAUUUAGCGGGAUAUUGACGUUUUUUACCUUCUUUUGAUGUAAUGAUUCAACUAGAACUAUUGUGUUUAUAGAUGACUAUACUAUUUCUAAUUGUCACCAGUUAUAAAAGAGGACCGUAUUGCGGUGAAAAACGUAACUCUUUUGUGAAAUUUAUUUGUUCUAGUGACCGAUGGUGACAAUGGUGAAAUUUAUUUGUACAUGAGAAGAAAACAAGAACUCAUUUUUAUAUUAUGUAAUAUCUAUGUUUCAGUAUAUAUACUCAGUUUAAUAAUGAUUUUGUAAUUUUUAAAUGACAAAUAGGUGUCUAUGGAUCCUUAACAAUUGUGCGAUGUCGAAUGCUUUAUCAUCCUUGAAGAGAUUAUGGUGCAUUCAUAUGUUGUCUUUAUUUGUCUUUUUAUGGCUAUUUACAACAUAAUUUUAAGAAGACAAUCUAGAAAUAGACGGGUCACUCGAUAUAGCACAGGUGCUAGAAUUCCUAAAAUCAUGUCUCAUCUAAAUUCUAUCAUUCGUGACAGUGAUAUUGUAUGUAUUGAUAAGCUUAGGAUGGAUAGAAAGGCCUUUCACAUUUUAGCUUCUUUAGCCACGAAUAUUGGAGGAUUGACAGACACUAACAAUAUGUCAAGCAUUGAAAAGCUAGCAAUGUUCUUAAAUAUUUUGGCUCAUCACGAGAAGAACAGGUCUAUCAAAGUUGAUUAUAUUAGAUCAAGGUAGAGUGUAAGUCAAGCCUUUAAUGAAUGUCUAAGAGAUAUUCUCAAACUAACUCCAUUAUUACUUGUUGGUCCUAAUCCAGUGGCCGAAGAUGAGACUGAUGAUCAAUGGAAAUGGUUUAAGGUAGGUAAAUUUCUAUAUAACAUUUGAUUUACUAUAGAAAGAUUUAAAACAUUAUCAUGUAAGUAUUUUGUUAAUUUAUUUUAUAGGGUUGUCUAAGUGCAUUGGAUGGUACUUACAUUCCCAUUAGAGUUCGAACUAUAGAUAAGCCAAGAUACAGGACACGGAAAGGAGAUAUAGCAACUAAUGUCUUGGGGGUUUGUGAUAGAAAUCUUAACUUUAUUUAUGUCUUACCUAGUUGGGAGGGAUCAGCCGCUAAUGGUUGUGUAUUGCGAGAUGCUGUUGUACGAAGGAAUGGUUUGAAAGCACCCGAGGGUAUGCUUUAUACAGAAAGACUUGUCUAUUCUUAUUACCUUAAAAGUAGAAUAAUAUUUUAAAGUAAUUAUAUUAUUGUUUAUAUUUUUUAGGCAAUUAUUAUUUAUGUGACGGAGGAUAUACAAAUGAAAAUGGUUUUCUGUCCCCUUAUCGAGGAUAUAGAUACUGGCUAAGGGAUUGGCAAGGUGACAAUCCACCACCUCAAUGCCGAGAAGAGCUAUUUAAUAUGAAGCAUGCUAGGGCGCGCAAUGUUAUUGAAAGAGCAUUUGGUGUAUUGAAAGGACUUUGGGGAAUUCUUAGAAGUCCUUCGUGGUACUCGGUUAAGAUUCAUACUAGAAUCAUUAGUGCAUGCUGUUUGUUACACAAUUUCAUUCGAAGAGAGAUGGAAGUUGAUCCGUUAGACAUGGAAACAGAAUUCAACAUGGAGCAUCAACAUGAACCUGAACAUGGAAAUAUUGAUACCGUUGAACCAUCCAAUAAGUGGACCACUUGGAGGGAUGAGCUAGCUCAGUCUAUGUGGAAUGAAAGAUCUAGCAAUUAGUCUUUGUAAUUUUUAAGUUAUGUUGUCAUUUUGUGGUGCUUGUACACUUUUGGUAUGGUUUUCGUCCAUUGGAAGAUGUAGUAGCUAGUAAUAUUUUGUGAAGACAAAUAGUGAAUUUUUUUGUAUGUCUUACAUUGCUGUUUAUAGAGACAAUUCACCUUAAUGUAUAUCUAACAAUAUCUUUUUGGUAAAGCUUUAUUUUUUUUUUUGGUAAAGAUAUCUAACAAUAUCUUUUUGAAGACAAAUAGUGAAUCUUUACGUAUGUUUUUACUUCUUUUUUUAAUAUAAGCAGUGUAUCUAUGAGUUAGUUUCACAUUAUUAGUUUUCCUGAACAAUUUAGUUGUAUAUUUUUCCUUUUUGGUGAUGGAUAAAAUAUUUAUAAGCGAGUCAUAAGUUAGUAAGUGACUUCACAUCUUCUUGUUAAGGUUCUUAAUUAUUUGAUUGCAAAUAGCAAAUACUUGCUCAUUUCUUGCUAUGUUGUUUAUUUGAUCAGCUUUGGUCAAGAUCAUAUUGACGGAAUGAGUAAUCACACAUCAUCUUCUGACCAAGCAUCAAAAAGGUCGAGCCGAUCAACACCUCAGAGCCGAAGGUCAUGGACACUAGAAGAAGAACGCACUCUUAUUGAUGGUUUAAAGGAUUUGUGUGUCAAGGGUUGGAAAGCGGAUAAUGACACCUUUAGGCCCGGAUACAUGACGAAAUUGGAGCUUUAUUUAAACAAAAUCCAUCCAAACUGUGGAUUGAAAUCCCAACCACAUAUUAAUUCUAAAAUGAAAGCAUGGAAGAAAGAUUACGGGACUAUAGUUUUAUUAAAAAGUCGUAGUGGUUUGGGCUUUCAAUAUGGUGAAGGAAGAAUUAUAGUUGAUGAUCCAAGCAAAUGGGAUGAGUUUGUUAAGGCUGAUCCAAAUGCCAAAGGAAUGCAAAACAAGACAUGGCCAUUGUUCGAGGAUUGGGAAGAAAUAUUUGGAAAAGAUAGAGCAACGGGAGAGUUUGCAGAAGGGCCGGAAGAUGCUUUUGAGGAAAUUGUUAGGAGCCAAGGUCAAGGAGUUUCUAAUGACAGGAGAUUAGGAUUUCUUAUUGAAGUUGAUGAUGAAGAUGAUGAAGAAGAUGCUAGACUUGAACCUGAUGUAGCCCCUGGAGAAGCGAAAAAUGCUCAUAGACCUAGUAGAGUUUCUCAAAGUGCAGAUAGAGCUUCUGAAAGUGUAAUCCCGAACAUCAACAAAACCAACAACAAGGUAAAAAUACUAGAAGCUCCUCUUCUAAUGUCAACGAUAAAGAGAAAGGCAAAAAAAGAAAAAGAACUGUUGAAGAUAUUUACGAGACAGCUUUAAGGGAUUUAGUUGAUGUUAUGAAGGAAUUUACGACAAAUCACGGCAAAACAAUGGGUGCUUUAAUUGACAUGUUUAAGGCGCGUGAUGAAUCUGAAAUUCGUGGAAAAGUUUUAGAUAUCCUUUCAUCCCCUGCUUAUCAAGAGUUGUAUAGUCCAGAUCAACAAAUCAAAGCAUCAAUGGGGCUUACUUCUGAUGUU